AUGAAUUUUUUUUUUUUUUUUAUUAUAGUUUACUGUUUUAUUAGUUCAUUUUACCUGAUAAAGUCAUCUUCCAAUGAUAAAAAUAAAAUAAAUAAAAACAAUAUGCCACUUCAACGUGGCGCAUCAAAUUUAAAAGAUAUAAAUAUACAUAAUGUUGAAAAAAAGUCGAAUAUGGAAAGUGUAAAUAAUAAUAUAAAUAAUACAACAUGUUCUAAAAAUUUAAAUGCGAACAAAGUUCCUAAUGUGGCACAUACAGGGGUAAAUAAAAAAGGGGAAACAAAAAAUGAGGAGGUUGAGAAGGAAGAAAAUGAAAAUGAAGAGAUUGAAAAGGAGGAAAUUGAAAAUGAAGAGAAUCAACAAAAUGAAGAAGAUGAAAAUGAAGAAAAUCAACAAAAUGAAGAAGAUGAAAAUGAAGAAAAUCAACAAAUGAAUGUGAACGUUGAUGUAAGUGCAGAAAAAAAAAAUAAAGAAUUACCAGAAGAAAAAAAAGAAUUACAAAAAAAUAGUGAAAAAAAUAUAAACAAAGAAGUAAUAAAAGAUAGCAAUAAAGAUAAUACUUUCAAUUUUCAUAAAAAUAUAAACACUUCAUUCAACAAAAAUAAAAACAUAUACAACAAUAAUAAUAAUAAUAAUAAUAAUAAUAAAACAUUUAUUGAGAAGAAAGAAGAAGCUAUAGACAUGAAGAAAACACAUUGUUCAAAUAACAACAAAAUGUGUAAAUACAAUAAUAUGAAUAAUCAUAUGUCAACAAAUAAAAAUAACAAUCAAAUAUUUGAAGAAAGCAAACAAAAUGUAAAUAAACCUAUAUAUAAUUUAAAAAGUUUGGGAAAUAAUACUUUUAAAAAUGACGAAAAAUAUAAUGAAAAUGACUAUAAAAAUAAUCAUGAUGAUGAUAAAAAAAAAUAUACAGAUGAUUCUAAUGAAGAAAAUAUAUAUGAAGAAAGAAACCAAAAAAUAUUGCUUAUACAUUUGUUAAAAAAUAUUAAAGAAUUAUUAAACAGACAAAGACAAAACUUUAAUAAUUUCUUAUCAUUCUUAAGUGAAAAUUAUCAAAGUUAUGAAAAAUUUUACAAAUCACAAAAAUAUCAAAAUGGUAAAAAUUAUAUAGACAAGUUGGAUCAGCAAGGGGAACUUAAAAAUGUCUCUGUAGUAACUCAUUCUUUUCUAGAUAUGAGUAAAGCAGCGAAUGGUAAGAAGGAUAAAAAUGGGGUUUUUGUAAAAUUGAUGAAUGAUCAAAAUGAUGAUGGAGAUGAUACAAAAGAUGGAGAUGAUACAAAAGAUGAAGAUGACCACAAAAAUGAAGAUGACCACAAAAAUGAAGAUGACCACAAAAAUGAAGAUGACCACAAAAAUGAAGAUGACCACAAAAAUGGAGAUGACAACAAAAAUGGAGAUGACCACAAAAAUGGAGAUGACAACAAAAAUGGAGAUGAUGACAAUGGAAAAAAAUCACACGACAUAUCAGAUAUUAAAAACAUUAUAGAUACCAUACUCCAAUCUGAUGAUAUAACUGAUGAACAAAAAAAAUAUUUAGAGAUCAUUAAAAAAAUUUUAGAUUUAGAAGAGGAUGUAUUAAAUAAAGAAAAGGAACAAUUACAAUUAAACAAAAACAUUAUUGAAGUAUUGAUGGGUAAAUCAGACGAAUUAAGAAAUAUCGCUGUAAAUUUAAAAAAUGGAAAUGGUGAUAAUGAAAGUUCUCAACGUGUAGAUUUAGCCCAAAAUAUUGUAUCAAAUUUAUUAAAUUUUUCAGUUCAAUUAAAAAAUACUGGUAAUAUAGUUUAUAAUAAUAUACAAGGACAAGGAGAAUUACUACAAUCUAUUGAAAAAAAUAUCGACAAAGCUGAAAAUGACCUUAAAAAAAGUACAUCUGUUAAUACUACUUUUACACCUAAAAAUGUACCAAAUACUGAACAGAAUGAUCAAGAAACACAAACAGAUGAUGACAUAAACGAUUCUGAUAUAGAUGAAAAUAAUAAUACCAAUGAUAAAAAUAAUUGUCAUAUGUAUAAAAAAAAUAAUUGCCAUAUGUAUAAAAAAAAUAAUUGUAAGAAAUAUUUCUUAAAUUCACAUUAUAAUAAUUAUCUAUGUAAAAAACAAAAAAAAUAUAAUAAAAAUGAUAUGGGAAACAAACAAAAAGAUAACAAAAAGUUUAAAUUAAACGAAUCCAUGAAAAAUCAUUUCUAUAACAUUUUUGUUAAAGAAACGGUUAUGUUGAAAAAAUUAUACAAAGUCUUAUUUGAGCUUUUUUAA
Plasmodium falciparum 3D7 is the source of this 2250-nucleotide messenger RNA. RefSeq names its product rhoptry-associated leucine zipper-like protein 1 (gene RALP1). Gene Ontology annotation, biological process: adhesion of symbiont to host cell. The record is from RefSeq and is a predicted model, not a curated record. Lineage: Eukaryota; Apicomplexa; Aconoidasida; Haemosporida; Plasmodiidae.